This is a messenger RNA of Ipomoea triloba (trilobed morning glory), 4120 nucleotides long. RefSeq names its product small ribosomal subunit biogenesis GTPase RsgA 1, mitochondrial-like. The record is from RefSeq and is a predicted model, not a curated record. Bases 2309 to 3814 code for a protein of 501 amino acids. Gene Ontology annotation, molecular function: GTP binding; GTPase activity. The transcript has 6 exons. NCBI's taxonomy places the organism in Eukaryota, Viridiplantae, Streptophyta, Magnoliopsida, Solanales, Convolvulaceae.
UUAUCUCAUUACAUCAGUUCCUUAAUCAUUCAAUUGACCCAAAACCAAAAACCUAGCUACACAACAUAAACCAUCCGCAGCCAGUGAGAGAGUAUUACCGGAAAAACAGAGAGAGACGCGGAGAGAGGUCGCCGGCCAGAGCCCGCCGUUUGCGCCACCGCCAUUGUUGACGCACCGGCAUCCCUCAGCCGCCGCCGCCACCAUUCACCGCACGCGGUUCCGUCCACAGUCCAACGGCAAACGACCAAAACCAGAGAGAGAGACGAUGAUUGCCACCGACGCUCCGCCGACCGCGACUUCAAAUUGCGUCGUCGCCACCUAGCGACCACCGGACCUGAGACAGCCGCCGUUCGCCCCUGUUCGCGACACCAACCGUCGUCCGCCGAUCGAAGGAUCCGUCAUCACCGGUCACCGUCAGUCGUCGUUGCUGCCGUUUUCCUUUUCGCAGCGCCAACGUCCGCCGUCGAUCUAGCCGCGACGCCACCGGAUUCAUCUAGCCGCGACGCCACCGGAUUCCUCUCGGCGUCGUCGACAGGAGCCUGAAGCGACGUCGCCGGAGAUCCCAGCUCUGCCACCGCCGAAUCUCUCCGUUGCAACAGAUUGCGGUCGUCCAGCAGAGAGAGAUAGAUCGACGAGAGAGAGAUCGACGGAAAAGGGAGAGAGAACACUGGAAGACGAGUCGGCUGGUACACCGGCGCUCGCCACCCUCAACCCAACACUGCCGCCCCUCCGCCGUCCCAGCAGACUGCGGCAAAUAAGAAAAAGAGAGAGAGAGACUCAGCGGCGAGCGUAGCUUGGGAAGCCAGCCUCGCCACCGCCUUCUGCCUCCGUCGCCCACCAUCUACCACUAUCGCCACCGAAAAGAGACCGUAACCGGCGAACAAAUCCGGCAACUCUCCAGCGAAAGCAGAUUACAGCAGGUUUAUUUAUUUAUUUUUACUAUUAAUUAAUUUCGAAAUUAUUCCUUUAUAUUCCGAAAAACAAUAGUUGCUCGAAAAAAUAACAAUUAUAUAUAUAUACAUAUAUGAAACUCGAUAUAUAUGUGGACAGAUACUGGAACAGUGAUAUACAAACAGCAUAAUACUUUCUACGAAAAAACAGUAAAACAUAUACUGCAUAUUAUAUUAAUCAGAUAUGUACCUGAUAUAAUUUAAACAACUAGGCAGAGGUUAAACAUGCUCUGAUACUAAAUGUUAGAUCAAAUAUACAAACAUAGAAGUUGUAAUAAUCUAACCUUAUUGCGGAAGCUAAUAGGAUCAUGUACCUCCAGCCAUAGUUGUCAUAUCCGUAGCAUUACUUGAAGGACUUGAAGGAUUGUGAGGAAUAUUAGAGUAUUUUUGUCUACCACUUGUCUCCUGGGCAACUAGAUGGUGUAGUCUGUGUCGCUAUACCAGGAGCAGUGGGAGGACCAUUGCUUAAAUAGCCUACGUGCCAUCAUUAUAGACUAAGUAACAACAACAUUGAACAGACAUCUCUAGGUGAUCUGAUGUACAGUGGCUUUAACAUCGUACUUUGGAUACGAUAAUCUGUUUGGUUGUAGCAGGGGUACUUGGAUUAUGUCAAUAGAAAUGAGAAGAUGAAGUUAUCUGCUAGAAGUGAUGCAACAAAGGAUAGUGAAGAGGCAACUGAUGAAGAUGGAAUUAAACCUUCAGUUGCAUGAAUGUAUUUCAUUUAGCCUGUAGAUUGCAGCAUAGAAAUGAAUGAAGAAAGAAUUGAUGUUAUUCACUUAUUCAAGCAAAAAGGGGAAACAAAAGCAUUAAAUAUUAGAAUUGUGUUUUCAUUCUAACUUGAUUCUAAGGAAAGUGAAGCCAUAUACCUAAGCUCUAGAGUUAUUAUUAUUAUUAUUAUUUUUUUUUGAAAACCAAACCAAUACUGAUAUAUUAAUGAAUGAGGUUUUGAAUACGUACGGGGGAGUCGUGUCACAAUUUAAUUACCUUUAAAGUGUUAUAGACAUAAAAAAAAAUUGACAAUAUUAAGUAAAGUUUUAGACUCUUAGUUACACAAAAAGAAAAAAAGAAAAUAAAGAAAAAGACACAAGUCUAGUAAUUUCCUGUAAAGAAGUUAAAAGCCUUUAUUCAGAGAAAAAUAACCUAAGCUACACUCCCUAUCUCCUCCGGUCAUCCAUGCUGCCCCCUCUCACUCUCUCCUCACGGUUUUGUCAAGUCUCACAAUCGCCGUCACUCAUCGGUUUCAGCCUAUCACCGUGCGCCCAAAAUUCAGUGUGUUUAGCGGAAGAACCAGAGAUUAGUAAGUGGAUUUGGGGAAAUAACAGAGAGCAUAACAAAUUUGUCUUCUAUUUUCUCAAUCAAUGAAAAUCGCUUCAAUGUCUCUUCUCCGGCCACGUGUGGUGCCGCUUCUAUUUUCAACUUUCAGUGCCUCGGCCUCACGGAACACCUACUUAUCUUCCCCAUUCGCCAUUGUCUUGGCAGCUCGCCAUCACCACCAAGGCUCUAAGAAUGCUCCUAGGAAACUACAACAGCCGAAUAAGAACCUCCUCAAGGCUCGUGAGACUAUCAAGCAAUUCUCGCCUCUAGCUCCGGUUCUCUCCAGCGAAGAUAAAACAAAUCUCUCUCAGGACCAAGCAGUGGGAAUGGUUGCUGCUUCACAGGCUAAUUUCAUGCGUGUUAUAGUGCAAUCAUUGCCUUCGGAAGUUUGUAGUGGUUCUGGACUGGUAGAAGGUUUCACUGAUGCUCCGGGAGUUGGAGUGGAACUACUAUGUGUGGUGAAGGCGGUGUUGAAGAAGAUCAAGAGGAGAGUGUUGGUUGGGGAUAAGGUUUUAGUAGGUUCGAUUGAUUGGGUGGACAGACGGGGAAUGAUAGAAAAUGUGUUUGAGAGGAAGUGCGAGAUUUUGGACCCUCCUGUGGCGAACGUGGAUCAUUUGCUAGUGUUGUUUUCAAUGGAGCAACCGAAACUUGAGCCCUUUUCUCUCACUAGGUUCCUUAUUGAGGCUGAGUCAACUGGAAUUCCUUUUACUCUUGCAUUGAACAAGUGUGAACUUGUUCCUGAAGAGACAUUGGCUGCAUGGAAAUCUAGGCUUCGUAAAUGGGGUUAUGAACCUAUCUUUUGCAGUGUGGAAUCACAGCGUGGAAUUGAUACUUUGCUGUUCAUUAUGAGAGAACAGACCUCAGUAAUUGUUGGCCCUAGUGGUGUUGGAAAAUCCAGUCUCAUUAAUGCUAUGAGAUUCAAUAAGCGUGGUGCUGUUGGUGUUGGCGAAGGAGAUAACUGUUCAAACCUAAUUCUGGAUAGCAAAUGGUUUGAAGAACAACGUGUUGGUGAAGUGUCUACAAGAAGUGGAAGAGGGAAACAUACCACUAGGAAUGUUUCUUUACUUCCACUAUCUGAAGGAGGGUAUCUCGCAGAUACUCCAGGAUUCUGCCAUCCUAGUUUGAUGAAAGUGACAAAGCAAUCUCUCGCAGAACAUUUUCCCGAGAUCCAAAAAAUGCUUAAAGAAAAAGAACCAGCAAAGUGUUCUUUCAGCAACUGCUUACAUCUUGGUGAACCGGGGUGCCUUGUUGGAGGAGACUGGGAAAGAUACCCAUACUACCUUCAGUUGCUUGAUGAAAUCAAAAUCAGAGAGGAGUUUCAGCUUAGGGUAGUGGGGACUAAACGAGAAAGUGAUGUGAGGUAUAAAGUAGGAGACAAAGGCGUUAUACAAGCUGAACCGCGCUUAGAACCCAAGAAGCACAGGAGACAAUCUCGUAAGAGACUGAACCAAUCAGUCUUAGAUGAGUUGGAUGAACUUGAUGAUGAGGAUGAAGAGACACUGGAUGAUGACAACCCAAUAUUGAGAGCAAUGAAGCAAGAAAACUCAUAGGAUGAAACUCGAUUAUAUUGUUGGAAAUUCUGAGGACGACUGGCAAUCAACCAUUGUUAAUAUGGCUAGAGUGUAAAGAGAGGUAAAUGUAAAUGCUGCUUCGAGCUGAAUAGUUAUGGUGAGUUGAAGCUAUGAUGACCUUUUUGGUUGGUUACUUGGUUAUGGCUUCAGCUGGAUGUGUACAUAGCAUGGAUAUUAACCAAUAAAUGAGCUUUUUCCUGUUAAUGCAUAAAACACACAUCUCACACAAUAUUUGUUUUUGGAAUUAGGGUCCGUUUGGAAAGCAGGAAAAUGACUUCUGGAAAA